This is a messenger RNA of Schizosaccharomyces japonicus yFS275, 1882 nucleotides long. RefSeq names its product phosphoribosyl-AMP cyclohydrolase/phosphoribosyl- ATP pyrophosphohydrolase His7. Bases 101 to 1345 code for a protein of 414 amino acids. Gene Ontology annotation, molecular function: phosphoribosyl-ATP diphosphatase activity; phosphoribosyl-AMP cyclohydrolase activity. The transcript has a single exon. NCBI's taxonomy places the organism in Eukaryota, Fungi, Ascomycota, Schizosaccharomycetes, Schizosaccharomycetales, Schizosaccharomycetaceae. The record is from RefSeq and is a predicted model, not a curated record. Gene Ontology annotation, biological process: L-histidine biosynthetic process.
UGAGCCGAACGGCACCCGUAAUACUUACGCGCUUUGCCUGUACGAGACAAACCCACCAGAAACAAACGACAAAAAACUCUUUGUAAGUUUCUACAAAAAAAUGGCGGUUCUCCCGUUUUAUGAAUUCUCUAAAUUUGGAAAAGAAGAUGACAAUUUAAAAUGGUUGAAAUACACUGGCAGAGUUGAAAUCCGUAUGACUUCGUCGGAGGUUUUUGAGCAAAAUGUUAAAAAACUCACAAAGCUUUCUGAGGUCGUUGACACAAUCGUAGACUGCUCUUCUCUUUCCAUCGACCAAUGUUACAGCGUCUUAAACGCCGGAGCUCUGGCAAUUGCUGUUACGGAGGAGAUGUUGCCUGAACUCUCAUCGAUUACUCCUAGCAGACUUGUUCUUAAGACUUCUUGCACAGAUGUCGAGAAGCUCGAAAAGUGUCUCCAAUUUGCUUCAUCUAUUCAAUUGGUUGCCUGUGAGUCUGGUUAUCGUCCUGAAUUUUUGGAAAAAAUGAGCAAAAUUGUUAGUCAAGAAACUAUGAUAGAGGGUGGCAGCCGUGUGCUGUAUCUGGAGUAUCCUAGUAUGCCUAGCAUGGAACAACUCAAAUCUAUUUCUGUUCAUUCAGUCACGCCUGUGCUUACAAGUGCUUUCCUGACUGUUGACAAGGCUGAAACUGACAAGCUUCAUUUAGCUGAUUUGAUUCUUGUGAACGCUGUCACCGACAGACCCGACGGUCUGUACACCACGCUUGUUGUCGACGAGCUUGGUGGUGCCUUGGGUCUUGUUUACUCGAGCAAGGAAAGUGUUGCCGAAAGUAUGAAGACCGGCACUGGUGUAUACCAGUCUAGAAAGCGUGGUCUCUGGUACAAGGGUGCCACGUCUGGCGCUGUCCAACAUUUGAUUCGUAUCGAUCUGGACUGUGAUCAUGACUGCAUCCGUUUCGUCGUCUAUCAAACCGGCAAGGGUUUCUGUCACCUUGACACUCAACACUGUUUCGGUCACAGCUCUGGUCUUCCUCAGCUUGAGCGUGUUUUAAAGUCUCGUAAGCAAAAUGCCCCCGCUGGUUCUUACACAGCCCGUCUCUUCUCUGAUCCAACAUUGCUUCGCGCUAAGAUUAUGGAAGAGGCCGAGGAGCUCUGUGAUGCAGCCACGAAAGAUGAGGUUACAUGGGAGAUGGCUGACCUGAUUUAUUUCGCCAUGACUCGCUGCGUUGCCGCUGGUGUAUCUCUCGAAGACAUUUCUCGUCAUUUGGAUCUGAAACAUCGCAAGGUGACGAGACGUGCAGGCAAUGCUAAAGCUGCUUGGACUGCAAAGUUGGAGGGUAAGGCCGUUGCCGACGUCAAAGAAUCCAAGUAGAGAACAUCGUGCUACCUUUUUCCUAUCUUUGCUCCGUGUUUUCCGUUCCUUUCUCCUUUUCUAUUCUUUUUGGUAUCCGUUUAUAUAGUUCACCACUCAUGAAACAAGCUGUUACCGAAAAUGAUACUCGGCGGUCUGCAAACUAUUUCGUACAAGUAUUUUGAGUAAUACAUGUAAAAGUUCUUCCCAUACAUAAUCACCCAAUACCUAGAAUAAUCAAUACAACUUGCUUAAACAAGCAAGCUGGUAUACUUAACUGCAACACUCAAUCCCAUUCACGUGCUGGUUCACAAAGUAAGAAGAACGAAUACACAGAAUUAUUAUUUUUGACCAGUUAAUACUACAAUAAACAAAUAGUACACGGGAGAAGACGCAUGAUAAGUGAUGCAUCAUCACCUUUGUAACAAUACACGGAGGAGGAAUUGCUGAACCAAAAAGGAGCGGUAUUCAGACGACAUUAGGAACGGCCAUGUAGGACUGUUGACCCGAAGAGAUACCAAAAAGUCGGCGAAGAUGACGACGUGGAAAGGAUAGGAA